Messenger RNA from Paramecium octaurelia, 1479 nucleotides. The record is from the annotation of a GenBank genome assembly. Lineage: Eukaryota; Ciliophora; Oligohymenophorea; Peniculida; Parameciidae.
AUGAGUAAAAAAGAGAAUGUUUGGAAUUAACUAUUAUUUGAGAAAAGUAGAUAAGGAGGUUUCAUAAAUAAGAAUUUGGUAAUUUUAGGCAGAAAAUGUAGUGGAAAAAGAAGUUUGCUAGAUUCUUUAGCUGAAAUAACGAAGACUCACAAAAGUAAAUUGAUUAAUAGUAUUUUCUAGAUGCUAUUCGGUAAAAAGGUAUUACUCCAAUAGUGGAUUAUGCCUUCUUAAAUUUGAUAGACCUUCGCGACCCUGAUUACAACACGAAUGCUCGUCUGAAUGUGUAUAUUUUAGAAGAAGAGGGGCAGAAGUAUUUGUUACCUCAGAUUUUGAAUCACAAAAAUAUCAAGAAUACAUUUGUUGUAAUAGCUCUGGACAUGCAAGAGCCUUGGACCUUCAUGGAAGACCUGGAUAGAUGGAUUAGUGUGUUGUAGGACAUGAUGGCUGAUCUGCGAUUGAGUCUGAACGAAUUGGAAGAGAUGAAAGCGAAUGGUAAAAUGAGUGUGAUAUAUAAUUCAAGUGAUGCAAUAUAUGUCAUAAAUGGAUGGAGGUUAGGUGCAUGAAGGUUUGUUGAAGACAAAUUUGGGAAUACCUUUGAUGGUGAUGGUGAAUAAAUCGGACAUCUUGGAGAGAGAUGAUAAAGGGAAGGAUUGGGAUUAGAAGGCAGAAAUCAUUUAAUUUUGUUUACGUUAAUUUUGUGUGAAUUGUAAGAGUUAACAUACUUAUAAUAAGAUGGUGCAACUUUGCUUUUCACUUCUGUGAAGCAGAAGAUCAACAUCAAGGUAAUGUACGAGUAUGUAUUGCAUCGUCUGUAUAACAUGCCAUUUGAAACAUCACAACACAAAAACUUAUCAGAUUUCGAAAGUCUCUUCAUCCCCCUGGGUCAAGAUGACAUAAACAUCAUCAAGAGCACUUUCACUAAACUGGCCAACAGUGUCAUCAAAUACGAAGAGAGUGUGCCUGUCGUGCAGUUGAAAAAAGUAAACGCUCUCCCUCAAUAUCAUAAUAGAAUUAAGUGAAAGAGGAACUGACAGUUGAGGAUGACCAGGAAUUCUUCACCAAAUUAAAGGAGAAGUCGUCUUAAGCACCCGCAACCAGACCCAUUCUACCAAUUCAAAGGUCGGUGGAAUAGCAGCCAGCACAAUAACAACCACCUCCUCCUACUACUGAGUAGCAGCCAGUAUCUGCCCGAGGCUCUCAACAGAGUAAAGAAUUAAGAGAAUUCUAUGACAAAAUUCUGACUGGCAGAAAUGAUGUAUUUGAGUAUUUGAAAUUUAGUCUCAAAUUGAUCAGAUUCAACAGGCUCAUUAACAAUUGCAAGAUAGAAUGAAGUAACGAACAGUCACGGAAGUUCAAACCACAACAACAGCUGCCAGAUUGGCUCCUUUGUUCAAUUAAUAAGAUUAAUAGAAAUUGUAGAGGAUUUUGCCUAAAAAGUGAUUUCAUCCCCAUAUUCUAUAAACCUAAAUAAUACCAUAC